Messenger RNA from Apodemus sylvaticus (European woodmouse), 2855 nucleotides. RefSeq names its product SH2 domain containing 6 (gene Sh2d6). Bases 739 to 2583 code for a protein of 614 amino acids. Gene Ontology annotation, biological process: cell surface receptor protein tyrosine kinase signaling pathway; intracellular signal transduction. The record is from RefSeq and is a predicted model, not a curated record. Gene Ontology annotation, cellular component: cytoplasm. The transcript is spliced from 17 exons. Lineage: Eukaryota; Metazoa; Chordata; Mammalia; Rodentia; Muridae.
UUUUUUUUUUUUGGAUUUGGUUUUUUCAAGACAGGGUUUCUCUGUGUAGUCCUGGCUGUCCUGGAACUCACUCUGUAGACCAGGCUGGCCUCGAACUCAGAAAUCCGCCUGCCUCUGCCUCCCAGAGUGCUGGGAUUACAGGCGUGCGCCACCACCGCCCGGCCUGAUUUCCAUUCUUGAGCCACCCUGUACCUUGCAAAUUGUUCUGUUAAUGUCAGCAUUCAUUCAGAAGGAAACAGACAUUCAGAGAAGCUAACCAUCUCUUUGCUCUCUCCAUCACCCAAGCAGCCCCCCAGGGCUGGGUCUGUGCCAUUCUGCCUGUGCUGGGGAGCCCUGUGCCAGCGAGCUAAGAGUUGAUCCCAGAACAACCCAUGAGAAGUCACACUCAGAGCUUCUUCUGAGCAGCACCCCUCAGACUUACACCAGAGGAGAUGGGUGUGAUACAGACCGUAUAGACUCCCAGGCUGGGGGUAACUAACUUUUGUAGUCUUGUGGGAUCUGGGGACCUAAGUGGUUUGUUUGUUUGUUUGCUUAUUUUUGUUUGUUUUGUUUCACUGGGUCCAGCCAGUCCUGGAACUCACUCUGUAGAUCAGUCUGGCCUCAAACUAACAGAGAUCCACCUGCCUCUGCCUCCUGAGUGCUGGGAUUGAAGGCCUAUGCCAGCUCUCCAGUGACAGGGCAAGUGGAGGAACUGACUUUGUAUUCCCUGAAGGUUAGCUGCCUACCCUGGCCUAGAUUAUGGACUGUUCACCCAGGGGAUGGCAGCUAAGAUAUCAGAAAUCUAUGGAAUCACUCUGUGCUCUGCAAAUACCAAAGCGUGGACACUCAGGUGCUGCCUGUGAGGGAGUCAACCUUCAAAACACGAACCCCUGCAAUCCCCGUGGAGGAAUUCCUCCAGAGGGUCUGUGGUGGCGUGCACAAAGCGAUCCCAGUCAGGGAAAAGGGCUGUCCACAGCCUCCUGCCUGACACGUCUGCAAAAGCAAACCUCUUGCUUUCCCUUCCUUUCAUCUCUGUGCAGCUGGUGCCCGUGUCCAGGCGACACAGACUCUGCCUCCCUGGGGUCCUUUCCUGCUCCCAGGCCCUGCGAUUUGCCUAUGCAAAGCCCUGAGCAGGAAGGAGCAGCUGAGGACAUUUGUGGCAGCUCCCAGGCUCUAGAGAGGCAGAGGGGCUCCGCUCAUCCUCCGGCCAUGGACAGGUUCAGUGGCGGCAAGGCCCGGUUGGGACCACCAUUCCUACCUGCCAGAUGUGCAGACACCCAAGUGUGGAGAGAAAAUGUAGCCAGCCCGUCCUUUCUGCCUGGCCCAGAGACAAGGAGAAACAGGCAUCCCUUUUUGAAGGCCCAGGAAGAGGUAGAAGAGGAGGAUAAAUAUGAGCUGCCCCCGUGUGAGGUCCUGCCCGUCAGUCUGGCCCCUGCACAGUCCCUUGGCUCUGAAGAGGACGCCUUGUAUCUGGAUCGUUCUGGGCCCGUGGAUCCAUCCAAGCCCCCACCGCCCCCACCUCAGUCUGCCAUGGCCAGAGGAUUCCCCAUAAACCCUUCCUUCCCUUUCCGCCCUACCUCUGGCUACCAUUUCCCGCUGAAGACAGUACCGAACCUACAGCCUGCAACCCCAAAGCAGGGACCUGUUUUUGGAAGGCGAGGGCGAGGUCCACCUGCUGGAGUGGUGACAGAGCGUACAGAGAAAGCCAGCGAGGACAUCUACCUGGAGUGCGAGCCUGAUCCACUUCCAGCCUUAACUAGGUCUCUGAGCUCCAAAGCCCUGGUGCCUCCAGUUCCUCUGCCAAGAACAUCUGGAUUGCCCAAGUCUGUGACCGGUCACCAGGAGGCUCGGAAUGGAGCUGUGGAUGCGGCGUUGAAAGAUGCUUCCCUCAGAUCCUCGGGUCCUAGUCACGCCAAGCUGCCAGUGUGUGUCCCAAGAUCUCAUUUGGAAGCCAUGCAAGGCCCGUCGGGUGGGUCCUCCCAGGGUGUUGGGCCUGGGAAUGCAAGGGGCUCAGAAUGGCCUAUGUCGGGCAUUAGCCCUGCUGGCACCCUCUGUUGCAGGACCCACCAUGAAGCCUCCUCACCCGUCCCCUUCCUGGUUCCAGCCCUCAUCUCUGCUUCUUUCAGCAGGAAGGAAGCUGUCUGCUUCCUCCAUAGCUCCUGCUCUGAGUACCUCUGCUGCCGAGGGCUCCCUGCUCUCCCGGCCCUGCUUGAGUGUGUCUCUUCGAGCAGCUCUGUGUAUGUACAGGAUGGCAGUCUGCUGGGUCAGCCUUGGUACUCUGGGAACUGUGACCGUCAGUCUGUUGAGAGAGCGCUGCUUUACUUCCAAAAGGAUGGGGCCUACACGGUGCGCCUCAGCUCUGGGCCUCACAGUUCCCAGCCCUUCACUCUGGCAGUACUCCUCAGAGGCCGUGUCUUCAACAUUCCCAUCCGGCAACUGGACGGCGGGCAUCACUAUGCCCUGGGUCGGGAGGGCAGGAAUCAUGAGGUCUUCCCCUCUGUGGUCGCCAUGGUUCAGCAUUACACGAAGCACCCCCUGCCCCUCGUGGACAGACACAGUGGCAGCCGGGGACUCACCUGCCUGCUCUUCCCCACCAAGCCCUGAAGAAACAGCAGAGCAGGAAUCCGCCACUGGCACACGGUGUGCCCCUGCACCUUUCUUCUCACUGUAGGCCGCUUUCUAUUCCUUGCCAGCCUCCACCCCAAAGGCCCUGCAGGUUCAAAAUGAGAGGCAGGAAGAUGGCCACCUGGGGGAGGCUGGCUUCCUUUGAGACACUGCCUCUCCGUAGACUGACUUCUUGUGAGGGGUUAGCGUCUUCUGGGAGGAACUAGGUCCCCAGCACACAGUAUACUUUCAAUAAACAUGUAUUGGCUGAA